AUGGCAGACCAUACAACCUCUAAACUAAUUCCUGAGUCACAACUUAUUCUUGACCAACCAAUGCUCCGGCUGCCAUUUGAACAAAUUAGGAAGAAUUUCAAGGUUGCCCAUUUUCACGUUGAGAAAGAGAGCACUGCCGUAAAAAACAUGCUGAAAGAGACUACGCAUGCAUCUAUUUCCAAUGGAGUAUCACCAGAAGUUGUUCUCAAGAAUGUUGACUCUAUGAUUGCACGUAUUCAAGGUUUGAAGCGAAAAUUAGAAGCCUGUGCUGAUGAGGAGAAUAAGCUUCAUCAACAUUCGUUGAAUCGAAUCAGGCACUUAGGAGAGCUAUACAAUAUGCAAAGUCUAGAUGACGUCAAAUAUGAACAUUGGAGUAGGACCCGUCUGGAUAGGCUUGUCGUAGACUACUUACUAAGGAGAGGGUUUCAAAACAGUGCGGCGGCUCUCGCAGAAGAAAAGGGUAUUAAGGAUUUGGUGGAUGUAGAAACUUUCGUGCAAAUGAAUCGAAUACGAAGUAGUCUCUUGGGUGGAAGAGUUACAGAAGCUUUAGCAUGGUGCACGGAGAACAAAAAGGAGUUGAGAAGAAUGGAGAGUAACCUUGAAUUUAUGCUCCGUUAUCAGCAAUAUAUUGAACUUGUAAGAACACAAGAGCAAAUGAAGCUCCUUGAAUCAAUAACUCACGCAAAAAAAUACCUUCUUCCUUUUCACGAAACCUACCCUAAUGAGGUACAACAAGCAUGUGCACUACUCGCUUUCCCACCCGGAACAAGAGCUCCAGCUUAUGCUAAGUUAUACAGCCAGGAUCGUUGGGAAACCUUAGCCCAACUAUUUUCCCAAACCCAUAACACGCUUCUUUCCCUUCCUUCUUCGCCUCUUCUUCAAAUUGCACUUUCAGCUGGUCUUUCUGCCCUUAAAACACCAUCCUGUCACUCUCAAAACAAGCGCCCCACCAUCCAUUCUUGUCAUAUACAUGCCUCUUCUUUUACAACGCCGAUAUGUCCAAUUUGCAGUACAGAAUUGAAUUCUCUUGCUAAAGAUGUCCCAUACGCGCAUCAUACGAAAAGUCAUGUUGCGAGUGACUUGGUCAUGCUACCAAAUGGACGCGUAUAUCGUAAGCCCUGGCUGGAAGAAUUCAGCAUGAAGGCUGGUCUACAAGAGGACAAAGUAAAGGACGUGAUUGACAACAACAUUUACAGUAAGGAGGAUUUAAAGAAAUUAUUCAUCUCCUAG
This is a messenger RNA of Blumeria graminis f. sp. triticale, 1230 nucleotides long. The record is from the annotation of a GenBank genome assembly. NCBI's taxonomy places the organism in Eukaryota, Fungi, Ascomycota, Leotiomycetes, Helotiales, Erysiphaceae.